AUGCGCCACUCCUACAAACGAGCCCUGGUGGUGGCUUUGGUCAUUUUGGUGCUUGUGCUCAUCACUUUCCAAGGAGAGCAGGCCAUGGACCGGAGCGCCGAGUUUCUUCGCAAGACUGGCGUCACCUCAUCGCACAAGGAGAAUACCGCCGCCCACCCUCAGCAGCACCCUGUAGAGCAUCCUGCCGAGCAGACUCCGGAUCAGCCUGUCGACAAGAACGCUCCUCCUGCACCGGUCCCCGCUCAGCAAAACCCGACAUCGCCCGACGUAGAGCCCCAAAGCGACCACAUCCCCGACUGCAACAUUGACAUGGAGCACCUCCGCGAAGUCAAGGAGCGCAACAUGCUGGACAACAAGUUUCAGUACUUGAAGCGCUAUGUGCGUUUCAAGCGGACCGAUGGCCUGGAGCGUAAGUCCAUGACCCAUGUCGACCAGCGCCUGGUUCCCGCCAAAUUCAAGACGGUUGAACUCGGCCAGCACUUUGGCCGCCUCACCUGCUCCCCUCCCCUCGAGGUCGAAGUCACCCGCUCCGGCCUGCCCUCCACAGUCAACGCCUCCGACUUCAUGUUUGGUGUUUCCACCACCUACAGCCGCUUCAUGGACCCUGUUACAACACCUAUUAACGAGUGGAUCUUUUGGCUCACGGACAGCCGUGGCAACAGUAACGGUGGCAAGCUCUUGCUCAUGCUACUUGAUGCCAGCGAUGAGGAGCUCCAGGAGGUGGCCAACUUGCUGGGCGACGUUGGCAUUGAUGUCGAUGUCUACCACAGCGACUCUUCUACCGAGAUGGCUAAGUGGCUGGUCACUUGUGACGAUGACACCUUUUUCCCCAGCAUGCACGGCCUCAUUGAAGAAAUCUCCAAGUACGAUCACACCCGCAUGCAGUACCUUGGCACCCUGUCCGAGGAUGUUUUUGCUGUCGAUCGCCACGGCUCUCAGGCUUUCGGGGGCGGCGGUGUAUUCCUCUCGGUGUCCAUGGCUGCCAAGAUUACGGACUUGUACCCGCUGUGCGCCACCGAGGAGAAGAUUCUCGAGUCUAACAGUGGCUGGGGCCCUCAGGGUGACAUCAUCCUCCGUAAAUGCAUCUACGAGCACACCGACACGCGCCUCAACACGGUCAACCAGCUGUGGCAGCUUGACAUUCUCGGUGACCCCAGCGGAUUUUACGAGUCGGGCAUCAAGCCUUUGUCUCUUCACCACUACCGUGGUUCCUCGUGGCACUCUGCCCGCCCCGGCCAGUUCUCCAAGAUUGCUCACACCUGCGGCGAGGAUUGCAUCAUGCAGCGUUUCCAGACGUCAGAUGACUUUGUCAUCUCCGGCUACUCGGUUGCCCAGUACCCCGAGGGCAUUGACUGGGAUUAUCACCAGCUCGAGGGUACCAUCAGCGCUCCUCCCGAGAACAAGGGCUGGAACCUCGACUUCAUGCUUGGCCCCCAGCGACCCUCCCUCACCGGAACGGGUAAGAAGAUUGCCUGGGAGCUGGUCGAGUCCGAAGUACGAACCGACUCAUCAGUCCUCCAGACUUAUGUGCGCAGGAAGGACGACCAGCGCUGGACCUAUGCGGACGGCAGCCCCAUGAGCAACAUUGACGGCAUCAUUGAGCUGGUUUGGAUCCCCGCAUGA
Molecule: messenger RNA, 1623 nt
Organism: Geosmithia morbida
Lineage: Eukaryota; Fungi; Ascomycota; Sordariomycetes; Hypocreales; Bionectriaceae
Product: glycosyltransferase family 31
Exons: 2
Coding region: 1-1623 (540 amino acids)
Cellular component (GO): membrane
Molecular function (GO): acetylglucosaminyltransferase activity
Source: RefSeq, a predicted model, not a curated record